AUUUGAGAUAAGAGAAAAAUAAACCUCUGCCUGUGUAAUUCAGACCGGAGUGUAUUUCGAAAUUCUUCCUUGACAUUUUAACAUCUUCUCAAUCGUGCAAUUAAAUAUAUAGAGUGUGCCUGUUAAUUACUGAGGAAAGAAGGGCUUGGGUGCAGAUAAUCAUUUAACCCUACAAUUUUGUGAAUUGCAAUACGAAGUUGAAAACUUUAUAGGCUCGUAGCUCAAUCAAGAUCAGAAGCAACUGGUAACCAGCCAACCAUUUGAUACUUCGAUUGCAUUUUCAGCCAAGACGAUGGCUUCAGAGAUCAAGGCACUAAUUUUUCUUAGAGGCAUGUUGGAAGCUCCUUAAGACAAAACGAUUUUAGUAACAUUGUGAAUUAGACAAUUUUGACAUGCUUGAAUGUCCUAAUUUUGAUGGCACAAUCAUUACUAGCGGUUAUACAUAAGGCUGCCUUAAGACUGACUUCCCACAGAAAAUUUGACUUCAUCUGCAAAAUGAAGAUGCUUGAAGUUUUGGAUGCAUAUAAUUUCGUUCCCCGAGGAUUUUCUUCUAUUGGCAUUAAGCGGGAGAAAUUAUACCAGGAAGAAUCAUCUCGCUUGAUUUUGCUAGGAAAGCUUGAAAACUCUCUGAGAGAACACCUAGUGGAUAAGGCUUGGGAAACUUAUAAGGAGUUCAAGCGCCUCCAUGGUUUCCCGAGCCAGUAUCUUGUAGCUGGGCUGAUAACUGAGUUAUCUUAUUCAUCUGAUUCAAAAUGCCUUCGUAAGGCAUGUGAUCUCGUUCUUUCAAUUUCAAUAGAGAAACCAGGAAUACUUGAGCCCGACUUAAUGACUAAGCUCACCCUUUCCUCAGCGAGGGCUCAAAUUCCUGUUCCAGCAUCAACCGUACUUAGACUAAUGCUAGAGAAGAGGAGUUUGCCCUCUCUUGAUAUAUUGGAAAUCAUCUUUUUACAUAUGGCGAAGACAGAGAUUGGGACGUAUUUAGCAUCAAAUAUCUUGAUCGAAAUCUGCGAUUGUUUUCUGAAUAAAAAUGCCCAUAAAUCAGCUCACAAAGAGUUGAAAAAGCCUGACACUAUGAUCUUUAACCUUGUUCUAGAUGCUUGUGUAAGAUUUGGAGCAUCUUUGAAGGGUCAGCAAAUUAUAGAGUUGAUGGCACAAGUAGGAGUUGUAGCCGACGCUCACACCGCUACAAUUAUUGCUCGAAUCCAUGAAAUCAAUGCCAUGAGGGACGAGUUAAAGAAAUUUAAAGAUUAUAUAGAUCGGGUUCCAAUUACUUUAGUUUGUCACUAUCAGCACUUUUAUGAUUGUAUGCUAAGCUUGCAUUUCAGAUUCAGUGAUAUAGAUGCUGCAUCCGAACUCGUACUGGACUUGUGUAGAUAUUACGAGUCAAAUUUGUUUCAAGGGGGAAAGAGGGAACCACAAAUAUCAUGUACUGUGUCCAUUGGAUCUCACAACAUGAGGACGGGAUUGACAUUGCACUUUUUAUCCCGACAAUUACAGAAAGAUUCUAUUUGUAAAGUGGACAGCAAGCCAGGGCUAGUUGUGUUCAAGAACGGGAAAUUUUUUGUGAGCAACAAAGCUCUGGCCAAACUGAUUGUAGGAUACAAGAGAUGUGGGAGGAUUGGCAAGCUCUCGAAGCUUCUCAUUAGCAUUCAGAAUAACUGUAGUUCAUUAGAAUAUAACAGUCUGUGUUCCAGUGUGAUUGAUGCUUGUAUUCAUUUGGGAUGGCUACAGACUGCACAUGACAUUUUGGAUGACUUUGAAUUAAUGGGAUAUCCCAUCAGUGAAAGUUCAUAUAUGUCCCUUUUGGCUGCUUAUUCCAACAUGAAGAUGUUUAGGGAAGCAGAAGCACUGAUAAAACAAAUGAGGAGAACUGGCCUUCUUUUAAAUAUUCCCCCCAAGGUGGCUUUCUCCUCAUAUAUUUAUGAAUCUGAAGCUGGAAUGGUGUAUCUGAAAAAUCUAACGUCAACUACUAAAUCAAAUUUAGCUGAUGUCGUUAGAAAUAUUAGAGAAGAGGAGAAAGUGUGUCCUUCUUCGGUUCACGAGUACAAUUCCUCGAUCUACUUCUUCACAAAGGCCAAAAUGAUUGGAGAUGCCUUGAAGACAUAUCAAAAAAUGAAAGAGAUGAAAAUCCAGCCUACCAUGUGUACUUUCUUCCAUCUGAUUUGUGGAUAUGCUUCUUUGGGAAUGUACCGUGAUAUCACAAUCUUAUGGGGGGAUAUUAAGAGGAGCAUGGAGAAUCAGGAUACAAUAUACCACAGAGAUUUGUAUGAAUUGUUGCUGUUAAAUUUUCUCCGAGGUGGUUAUUUUGAGAGGGUUAUGGAAGUAAUUGGCAUUAUGAUGGAGAAUGGUAUGUACCUGGAUAAAUGGAGUUAUAAAACUGAGUUCUUAAAGUUCCACAGAGAUCUUUAUAGGGGCUUAACUGUGUCUGAUGCUAGAAAUGAGGUUCAGUCGAAGAGGAUUGAGUUUGUCGGGGCAUUUAGGAAGUGGGUUGGAAUUGGUUGAAAUUCAGUGGAAAACUUUUCUAGAAAGAUUGCUCUCAUAUGAUUGAUAUCCUUGUCCAAUAAGAUGUCAUCCAAAGCACUUGUGUUUGUACCCGAGCUCGAGGUAGAAUGGCCCCAGAGACCUGAUGCCCCUCCAUCUCCAGCACGCAGCACUGGUAUGUCAAAAAUGCUUCAGUCUUUGUUCUUCGUUGAUCCCUCCUGGUGACAUGGUCCUUUAUUUCCCAUCAUCAUGGUGAACAAAGUCGAAGAAAGUUUCAAUAUGAUCAAUGCUAGAGAAAUGCUGCUUGCUGCUUAUUUGUUUACAAAUGACAAAAUGCUAAAGGAGGAGUUUGUACAAAGUGUCUCAGCAGGGGUUUUGUCCAUUAAUGGAGCGACUCUGCACUUAAGUGUUCUCCUUUGAGUUACAAUCCUUGCUUCUUUUUGUUUUUUAUUUAUUUAUUUUUAUUUUUUAUUUUUUUUAAUAUGCUUGAAGACAUGCCAAUAUAUUGUGUAUAUUCUUGCAUGUAUACUUGCAUUGCACAAUUUGCAGUACUUUCAAUGUUUUAGCGACGGUUGAUUAGUUUAUCAAAAAGCAAAAAUAUUCAACUCUCAAUUAGUCGUUUGGAGGCGUAGGGAAUGGGAUCAUACCAUGGGAAAUACUCUCUUCACUUUUGCUGGGAAGCAGCUGGAAACUGUGAUUUCUCAAGGCAUUUAUAUUGAAAUAAACUUGGCAUUUUCUGAGCU
Molecule: messenger RNA, 3224 nt
Organism: Olea europaea var. sylvestris
Lineage: Eukaryota; Viridiplantae; Streptophyta; Magnoliopsida; Lamiales; Oleaceae
Product: pentatricopeptide repeat-containing protein At4g17616
Exons: 3
Coding region: 415-2502 (695 amino acids)
Molecular function (GO): protein binding
Source: RefSeq, a predicted model, not a curated record